UCAGAAAAUUUUUUUUCUUACAUUUAAUUUUUUUAUAUUUUUUUCUCUAAAAAUUAAAAAAAAUGAGAUAUCCUCAUAUUAUUACGAACAAUGUAAAAAUAGCUUACGAACCGCAUUCGGCGGCUGAAGAAUUAGCCAGGGAAGCAGAGCGCACAUUUUUUGCUGAAAAUUUCGAUUUCGACAAAGAAUUAUGUCCAUCGUUAACUACACUAUGCGUGGAAGUAAUCGCAAAAAACUUUAAAGAAAGACCUUUACUCCAAGAACUCCCAUGCGCGGAUCGAUUACAUUUACUAGAACUACUCCCGACUGAUAUCCCUUUAGAAUUAGCCGUUCCAAUAAUCGAGGAGGAAAUUUAUUGGAAACGGAGAUACGCGGAUAAUUACGGGGUUGUUAAAUAUGUAAAGCAUGAAUAUUGGACUUGGAAAUGCUUGUAUCUUGAACAUUUUCUUCGGGUAACGCUUGAAGAAGCUCAACCUCAAUACAGCGAUGAAACGGGAAUGGGCGACUUAUUAAAGUUAUUAAAUCCUUUUGUGCAUAAAGUAACAGUUACGCAACUACAAGCAUGGAAGCCUCCUUUAACAUCAGACGAAGAAGAUAUCCCUGAAGUUUAUCCCAUUGAUCACAUCGAUUUCGAACCAGUUUUGCAAAAAUUAGAAAAUAUAACCGAAGUUGAUAUAAUUUUCGGGAUGAAAAAUUUAGAAAUGAAUUUCGAAUGGCACGCCUUUGAACUUUCAGUGUCCGAUUGCGCCCAUAUAGGAAGAGCAGUUUUAUAUUUAAAAUCAUUAAAAAAAUUUCGACUUCAUAAAACCCCAAUCGACGAUGACCAUUUGAGAGCUUUAUUAGAAAAUUUAAUUAAUCACGAAACAAUAGAACUUUUAGAUUUUUCAAACUGCUCAAUCGGCAAAACCGGAGCUUUAUGUUUAGCUAAAGUUAUGUUAACAAUGAAAACUUUAACCCAUUUAAUCAUUUCAAAUAAUAACAUAACCGCAACGGGGGGGAUUGGAUUGGGAUACGCCUUAUUACAACCACAAUGUUGUCCUUUAUACCACUUAGAUAUGAGAUUAAACCCAUUAAAACACGACGGUGUUAUGGGAUUAUUACGAGCUAUGGCCCGCCAAGCCAAUUUGGCCGAAUUAAGAAUUGGGGCGACAAUGUUCGAGGACGACACAGCUUUAAGAGUUUCCGCUGUAAUCAAAUUAAACCCGUAUUUAAGGAAACUAGAUAUAAGUUCGAAUUGGAUCGAUGAAAAGCAUUAUGAAGAAUUGGUAAACGCGCUUGUCGUAAAUAGAACUCUGUUUUGGAUAAAUGUGCGCGAAAUGGAUAUCCCGACAGAAAUAACGGAUAAAAUUAAAAAGUUAUUGUAUCGAAAUCGAAAUGGAUUGGAUGAUGUUGAAGAGGAUGAAGUGGAAUCCGAGGAAAUUAUUGAAGAAGAAGAAGUAGAGGACGAAAUCUUAGAGCAGGAAGAAGAGGAAGAUGAGGAAAAAUAAAUUUAAAGAAUUUGUUG
Messenger RNA from Onthophagus taurus, 1504 nucleotides. RefSeq names its product dynein regulatory complex subunit 5. NCBI's taxonomy places the organism in Eukaryota, Metazoa, Arthropoda, Insecta, Coleoptera, Scarabaeidae. Gene Ontology annotation, molecular function: GTPase activator activity; protein binding. The record is from RefSeq and is a predicted model, not a curated record.